UGAGUAAUUUCACGUAAGCGUGCUGCUCCAAAACAAAAACACCGCGCAACAGAACCCUGCACCAAAAUAUCCUAUGCAAAUCCGGAAUGGCCACCGCCUCAGGCCGCUGUGACUCGCUCCUUCAACGCUUCUCCGACCAGCUGCAGUGCGUGAUUUGCGCCGAGCUGCCCCGAAAUGCGCACAUUUGUCCGCACUGUUCCGCUUUAUUCUGCCAUGACUGCGUGUGGCAGUGGCUGACCCGGGCCGCCGACGAAGACACCGAGGACGUCGAAAGUUGCCCCCACUGCCGCAAGCAGCUGCGGCCGGGUCGGUUGGUUAAGUUGCAGUGGUUUGGGGCGCGGGUGGAACCGCUGCGGGAGGCGUUGGAGAGGGCGGUGAACGGGGACGAUCAGGCGGCCGGGAGCGAUCUGAACCUGCCACAGGACGUGGAGCCCAAGCCGCAGUUUACGGUGGGCACGUUCACGCUGAGGAACUUUCGACCGCAGCAGAUGCCAACGCGGAUCUUCUCGCAGAAGGUCGUGGAUGAUUUGGGUUCGAUUUGGCGGCUGGAGGUUUUCCCCCGGGGAGAGUGGAUCUCGGCGUACCUUACGUUGAACAAGGGCCUUGAGGGGCGGUACGAGUACAUAAUUGAAACGCUCAACAACUUUCCGAAGAGGUUGCGAUUCGAGAGCAACUUUAAGCAACGAUCGAGCUUUGGAGCGGCGGAAUUCAUCGAUACGAGACCGAUUCCGGGUAAUGCUGCGCCGAUGAACAUCAACUUCCGGUACUUUGUACGACCCGUGUCGUUUGAGGAGAAGUGCAAGCUGCAGCAGAAGUUGCUCGACAAGUUGGACAAACAGGAUGAGCUGUUGAAGGGAAAUCCCAACACAUUUUACUACCGCGUUGAGAACUUCUCCGACUUUAACAAGUCCACCGAUCGGCAGCAGGAAAGUUACGAGGACGACCUGUUCAACAAUUGGCGCAUGGAGCUCAACACCGGCCACUCUCCGCGCUUCCUAGAGAUGAAAGUCCAGCUUAUGUGCGGCGUGCCCGGUUUGUACGAGGUCCGGUUGCAGCUCACGAACGAGGUACCGGAGUGCAACAAGAAGCUCUCCUUUCAGCACACGUUCGAGCCCGGCUGGACGGCCGUCUUCAACAUGCAGAUUCGCUGGGGCCAGCUGGAUGAGUACGGCUUUACGCACUUUGACGCCGACUUUCUGGAGGUGAUUGCGACCGUCUGUCCGAUCCACUUGAACCAUCAGGAGCUGCAGGAGCUGCUGUUUUUGAGUGACGACGACGAGGACGAUCACGGGUCGUACGAGAGCAAUGGCAGCAGUGAGGUAGCGUCCGAGGAGGGUGAACAGUACUACUAUUGAAGAUUCCAAAUAACUUUUAACAAAAGAGAUCACGGGUUUAUUAUUUACAUUUAAAAAUUACACAAGAUAGUUCUGUUGAACUUCAGUCA
This is a messenger RNA of Culex quinquefasciatus (southern house mosquito), 1444 nucleotides long. RefSeq lists its product as uncharacterized. NCBI's taxonomy places the organism in Eukaryota, Metazoa, Arthropoda, Insecta, Diptera, Culicidae. Gene Ontology annotation, cellular component: peroxisome; aggresome. Bases 87 to 1355 code for a protein of 422 amino acids. Gene Ontology annotation, molecular function: ubiquitin protein ligase activity; tumor necrosis factor receptor binding; ubiquitin protein ligase binding. The transcript has 2 exons. The record is from RefSeq and is a predicted model, not a curated record. Gene Ontology annotation, biological process: protein autoubiquitination; negative regulation of centriole replication.